Messenger RNA from Dermochelys coriacea (leatherback sea turtle), 1645 nucleotides. It is a transcript of the gene TMEM150A, whose product is annotated as transmembrane protein 150A. Gene Ontology annotation, biological process: protein localization to plasma membrane. The record is from RefSeq and is a predicted model, not a curated record. Bases 186 to 953 code for a protein of 255 amino acids. The transcript is spliced from 7 exons. Lineage: Eukaryota; Metazoa; Chordata; Testudines; Dermochelyidae.
CUCCGAGCCCCCCCCAUCCCCACAUAUUCCGUACCUGGACUCACUAAUGACAGCCUGGAUCAUCCUCCCUAUUAGCCUGUCCACCUUCUCCAUCACCGGGAUAUGGAUCGUGUACGCCAUGGCAGUGAUGAACCACCACGUGUGCCCCGUUGAGAACUGGUGAGAGCAGCCCCCCAUCGCUGGCAAUGCACAGGCACUGCAGCCCCACCCGCUUCCUUCCUUGCCCUGGCCACAGAGUCUCUGCUAACCGGUCCUACAACGAGUCAUGCUCCUCCAGCCCUGUCAAGCAUGGCUACCCCAAAAGCUGCUGCACCUUGGAAGAUGUCCCUCUGAUCAGUAAGUGUGGCACGUACCCCCCUGAGAGCUGCCUCUUCAGCCUUAUUGGGAACAUUGGGGCUUUCAUAGUGGUACUGAUCUGCUUUCUGCGCUACGGGCAGCUGAUUGAGCAGAGCCACCGCUCCUGGGUCAACACGACGGCACUCAUCGCGGGCUGCACCAAUGCUGCUGGCCUCGUUGUGGUUGGCAACUUCCAGGUGGACAAUGCCAAGUCCCUGCACUACAUUGGGGCGGGCAUUGCCUUCCCGGCGGGGCUGCUCUUCGUCUGCCUCCAGUGCAUCCUCACCUACCACACUGCCAUCAGCGCCCUGGACAGCUGGAUGGCACACCUCCGCGUCUCGCUCACCGGCGUGGCCUUAAUCUCUCUCGUCCUCAGUGGUGUUUUCUUCAUCCAUGAGAGCCCCCUGCUGCAGCACCUGGCAGCUGUCUGCGAGUGGGUCUUCGUCAUCGACAUGCUGGUCUUCUACGGCACCUUUGCCUACGACUUCGGGGCCGUCUCCACCGACACCCUGGUGACAGCGCUGCAGCGGGCCAGCACCAGGGGCUGCAAGUCGCCCGGCGGCAGCAGCACCUCCACCCACCUCAACUGCACCCCUGAGAGCAUUGCCAUGAUCUGAGCAGGGGCUUCCCCCCCUUUCUUUUGUACCAAAAAAGAAAUCUUUUAAAGGAAAACACAGUAUUGGGGCUACCCCCCAUAGCAGUGCCGAGCCUAGCAGCACUCCCUGCUGGCCAGCCUGGCUGCUGCAUCAACAGCUGAGGUGGGGCCGCCAGCCUUCUCCUGCCGGGGCUGGCUCCCGGGGGCCUGCUGGGAACCGCCAGCCCUCACAUCCGCUGCAGAUCAGACCCCUGCUGGCAGUGGCUGCUCAGGGAAAGGUGACUGGAGCUGGCUGCAGGGCAUAACUGCUCAUGCUGCUACCCCACUCUGCUGGGGGCUUUACUACCCGAGGCAGGGCAGCCUCUCCUGGACGGGAGGCCCUCUGCACAGGUUCCCUUGCUCAAGCCCUGCCCCACCCAGGAAGGAUCUGGGGUAACCCCACAGCAAAGUGGGGGAGACACACAGGGCUGUUCCAUGGUAUCUGACCUUGCUGCUUCCCCUUGGGAGGGAGGGUCUUUUCUCUCCCAUCCCCAUUAACCCCUCUCCUUCCUCUCCCCCUCCUGGAGAAGAUCUUGGUGGUGGGGUGGAGGAUGAGGUGGCAGGGGGCAAAGAGCCUCCCUCCCCAUCCUUCUGAGCUGGUUUCUUUCGUAAAAUGGUUUGGUAUUUUUAGUACUUUUUAUAUCUAUAGGUGUGUAUAAAGGGACUUGUACUGGA